CAAAGCUCCCAGAAAGGAAAAAAAGAAGAAAGAAACAAUGGAGGCCGCAGCAGUGAAGAAGCUCUUUGUUGUGACAGUUCUGCUGCUGGUUGCCAUUUCAGGCAGCAAUGGCCAAACCAUAUGCAAGGUGUCAGUUUCAGGGCUAAUGGCAUGCAAGCCAGCGGUGACUCCUCCAAAUCCGGCGCAGCCGUCGGCCAGCUGCUGCUCUGCGCUCUCGAAUGCAGACCUUCGGUGCCUUUGCUCCUACAGGAACUCCAACCUCUUGCCUUCCCUUGGAAUUGACCCAAACCUUGCCAUGCAGCUCCCUGAAAAGUGCAAGCUUCCUCAUGCUGCCCAUUGCUGAUCGAUUCACAAGCAAAUCUGCUACCACCAAAAUUAAGUUAACCUUUUAAUAAAAUGCUAUAUAUAUUUCUAAUGCUUUUCCAGAGCAUUUGAAGUAAUUAGCUCCUUUAAUUUGUCUCUUUUCAAUAGUAUUGUUGCAUGUUCAUCAGCUUUGUGAGUGCGUAUCUAUCUGUAAUAUAAGGAGUGUACGUAAAAUGCAAAUGUAAUAAUAUUACAGUGUGUGUAUUGAGUUUA
Messenger RNA from Corylus avellana, 576 nucleotides. RefSeq names its product putative lipid-transfer protein DIR1. Gene Ontology annotation, molecular function: fatty acid binding. NCBI's taxonomy places the organism in Eukaryota, Viridiplantae, Streptophyta, Magnoliopsida, Fagales, Betulaceae. The record is from RefSeq and is a predicted model, not a curated record. Gene Ontology annotation, biological process: systemic acquired resistance.